Cryptococcus wingfieldii CBS 7118 is the source of this 2610-nucleotide messenger RNA. RefSeq names its product glucan synthesis regulatory protein. The coding region runs from base 1 to 2610 and encodes 869 amino acids. The transcript has 4 exons. NCBI's taxonomy places the organism in Eukaryota, Fungi, Basidiomycota, Tremellomycetes, Tremellales, Cryptococcaceae. Gene Ontology annotation, cellular component: mating projection tip. Gene Ontology annotation, biological process: regulation of fungal-type cell wall biogenesis. The record is from RefSeq and is a predicted model, not a curated record.
AUGCCCUUCCUCCAAUCCCUCACCAGCUUCUUCUCCCAAGCCCCUCAGCCGUCAUCAACAAACAAUUCCCGGCGGUCCGUCAUUGACUCGACGCUCGAUGCUUUCAGCUUGCCCACCCAUCUCAGCACGGGGAGUCCUGUAGGAGGGUAUGCGAAUGGGUAUGGGGAAGGUCCUCAUUUAGAUAGUGCGAGCUCCUCACCUGGGCCGAGCCGAAGGGGGAGUAAUGCGUAUGGAGCUUAUGGGGCCAACGACACUUUCUCCCCUUCCCAAGCCACCGAGCCUACCCCGAUCCUCACCACCUCGCGCCACGCUCAGGAGAAAAAAAAAACCAAGCUAACGUCCGUGCUCCCCUCUCUCUCUCCCAGCAACUCGGCCUCACCAAACUACUACCCCCCCCUCUCCCACACUCUCCACCGUCUCCGGAAAACGCUCGCCCUCUCUUUCCCCGAGCUGCUCGAAACCUUCAACGGCCCCGUCGAGCCCAUGCUCUUGUCGACAUUCGAAUCCGAGCUCGGCUGUCCUUUACCCCGGGCAGUCAGAGACAGCCUGACGAUAAUAGACGGGCAGGACUUUAGCGCUACGAGCCAUGUGUCUGGCAAUGGCGGUCUGUUCUAUGGGCUGCAUUGGUUGCCUUUGGAAGAGGUCAUGCGGGAGUGGGCGUUUUGGAGAGCUGCAGAACACGACCCGAAUGUGAGCGAGAACAAGGCUGUCUUGGCGACGAUGGCGAGUGUCCCGCCUUUAUCGAUCAAGACGCGAUACGCCUGCAAAGGCUGGAUACCCCUCCUCUCCGACCGAGCGGGCAACUAUGUCGGCGUCGACCUCGACCCGGGGACGAAUGGCUCCUGGGGGCAGGUCAUCCUGUUUGGACGAGAUUUCGAUAGAAAGUGUGUAUUGUGGGGAGGCGAUGGGGAAGGAGGGUGGGGAAAGUGGUUGAGCAUCUUCGUAAAGGAGAUUGAGACGGGAGAAGGGUGGGAGGCGGAGCAGGUCAGCUCGUCUGAUGAAGAAGAGGAAGCGGGGUACACUAGCUAUAACGGUGGAGGCAGCUAUGGCGAUGUGGGCAGUGGGCUGAAGCUCGCUGGGGAGUAUCGCGGGUGGAACGUGUUGGAAGCGUGGUGGGAUAAGAGUGUGCGCAAGUGGGAGGCGCUGGGGAUGGGGUUGGAUAUUGAGGCGGUGGAGAGGGGAUUGGCGGAGGCGAGACGGUUGACGGGGUAUGUUGAGAAGGGUAAGGGGAAGAGGAGAGCCGAUGGGCUGAAUGUCAGUACGAGCGCGGCCAACAGCCCUGUUGACGUCACAUCACCCCGACUUGCCGCCCAACCCACUACACCAGUCCCCCGCGAUUCGGACGUUCUCCUCCCAUCUUCCUCACCCGAACAGCAGAUCCCCAAGAUCCGACAUCCAACACCCUCCCCCGUGAGGGUCAUCACACCCCUAACGUCGACCAUCGAGCACCCUCUCAAGGCCGGCGGGUCUGGCUCGGGUUACCUGUCGCCGCCGACCAAUUCUCCGCCGAGGAGUAGACGACGGAACCAGCCUCCUCCUGCGCCUGCUCCUGCCGCGCUUGAUCUUCCCACGAGAGCCGAUAUCCAAGCAAUGUCUGCGAUCGCCCAGGCCGAGACUGCCAGGCUAAGAGGCGGAUGGGUGAUGAACCUCGAUACAUCCGCCGGCAACGCUCAACGCCGUUCCACCCUCAGCAACCUCCCCUUGCCUUACCCCAUCCGCUCUUCCCACUCUUCCCACUCAUCCAGCGGCCGGCCGAGCUUGGAUACUGCCGAGAUGGUGGACAUCGACCUGGAAGGCGGUAAAGCCGAGCGCUUUGGGAGUCCCAAGAUGACGCCGGAAGAAGCUGAGAAACAGGCGGAGGAAGAGAGGUUGGCGCAUGCGGGGUUGGAGCAUAGGCGGAUGUCGCCUGUGGGGUUGCCGGGGGCUGUGAGCAUGUCGAGAGCGACGUCGCCGUUGGCGAAUGAAUUCGGCGGACCCCAACAUAGCGAGCGUACGCCUAAAGCCUCUCCCAGGGCACCCCUCUCGCCGAGUUAUCCUCCUACCCAAAUGCCUUACACGCAAUCACUUUCUCCGCAGCCUGGGUCGGGGUCAAUACCGAAUUCGCCCCUCUCGCCGCUUGUGCCGCUAUCCCCGUCGUUUGAGGGUCAGACACCGACGUCGGCUAUGGGGUCUUCCCUCAUUCGCCCGCCUCCGAUGGCUGCCAACCCUUUGUUGUCCCCGCGGUCAUUCUCCGGUACGUCCUUUGGGACAGAAGAAGAAAAAGACCGGCCUGUCAUCCGCGCUGCCGAGUCUUACUCUCGCGGCCGAGCCACCGGCUAUGGCUCUGGCUCUGGCUCUGGAUCGCUCGCGAGCCCGAAUAAGAGUAUGAACGGCACAUCCUUCGCGCCGGGUGGGAGUAUUAGGAUGGAGAGAAAGAAUAGCGUGAUAUCGACGAAUUCGAAUGAUGAGCUGCUAGAUGGUGGGGGGAGGGAGAGGAGUGUGAGCCCUUCGCCUUAUGCCGGUGGGGGCGGGAAGGCGGUGUUGGAUGUGGGUGUGGUGGAGAGCCCGACGACGGCUACGGCGGGGAUGGGGAAGGGGUUGGAGGAGGAGUUUCAGGAUGUGAAGCUGUAG